AUGUACCAUACGGCGGAGGCUCUGUUCACGUGUGGGCUGGGAUUUGUUCCGAAACCCGCAUUGAGUGUAGUGGUGGUGAUAGAAAAUGUAACUUUAACUGCAGAAACAUGUGACAUAUCCACUGAUAUUCUAACUGACUACUUUGGUCCAUUUUUGUGGAAAUGGGCGAGAAUGCCGCCAUUGAGCAGGCAAGGGACGAACUGGGACGACGUGUACGUCAGCGGAAUCCGCCGCCAAUCGCGCCAUGUCAAA
Messenger RNA from Iphiclides podalirius (scarce swallowtail), 252 nucleotides. The record is from the annotation of a GenBank genome assembly. NCBI's taxonomy places the organism in Eukaryota, Metazoa, Arthropoda, Insecta, Lepidoptera, Papilionidae.